AUGCUUCUCUGCAGAUCAAUUGAAUCUCUUGCACUACUCGUUUUCGUGCUAUUCCUGCUAUGUAGGCAGGCGAACGCCAAUCGUGAAGUCACUUUCACUAAAAUCACUAGCGCGUUCAAUGGAAGCAUGCUUUACCAGAGAUCUAUAGAAACUGAAGACUUCUGCCUGAAUGUUUGCUACGACGAGGGUCACUGCAAAUUCGUCCAUUAUUCCAAGAACAAUUGCACUCUUUACGAUUCGGGAUCAAUUACAUACACUCCCAGCGAAGUUACCUACGAACUUGACCGAAAACUGAGUGAUUGGCCUACAUGCAAGAAGGAAGUACCGAUUCGAAAAAAUGUGCAAUUCAAACCCAUUGAAGUAAAGUCUACUGAGGGCGUAGAAUGCAACGGACUACCAAAAGACGUCACUGUCAUCUUCACGUAUCUGACAGAGGGAAAUACCACGGUUCUCAUGGGCAAAUCUGAUCUGUUCGGAAACUUCACCGCUAUGCAAAGAUUGAUUUUCUCAAGAACUCCUCAAGAGCGGUGUGUUUCGGUUCCCGUUUUCAGCGGAGCUAGUAACACUAAACUGUAUUUCGGGCACGUAUACAACACAAGUGGUUACUACUUCAUGGAUGCUUAUGCUUUCUCUGGGAUGUGCGCCUGUGAGACUCACGCCUGCUGCGGAAUUACCCCUCUCAAAGAAUGCAACUGGUAUCGGGAUGGCAAGUUUAAUGGUGUGAUUUACGUCAAGUCUGGUGAAACUCCUGCUGAAAUUGGCAUACAAGGCCAACUCCGCAAUAGUAAACAUUUCGAGCAGCAAUUCUACAUUGCUGGUGUAGAGUGGCUAUGA
This is a messenger RNA of Cylicocyclus nassatus, 834 nucleotides long. The record is from the annotation of a GenBank genome assembly. NCBI's taxonomy places the organism in Eukaryota, Metazoa, Nematoda, Chromadorea, Rhabditida, Strongylidae.